Ustilaginoidea virens is the source of this 900-nucleotide messenger RNA. RefSeq lists its product as uncharacterized. The record is from RefSeq and is a predicted model, not a curated record. NCBI's taxonomy places the organism in Eukaryota, Fungi, Ascomycota, Sordariomycetes, Hypocreales, Clavicipitaceae. The transcript is spliced from 4 exons. Gene Ontology annotation, molecular function: catechol 1,2-dioxygenase activity; ferric iron binding. The coding region runs from base 1 to 900 and encodes 299 amino acids. Gene Ontology annotation, biological process: catechol-containing compound metabolic process.
AUGGCUUCGAUCGAAUCCGGGACUGGGUCUGGGACUGUCCUGGGCCAGCAGUUCACAAAGUCCGUUAUCGAGUCCAUAGGCCCCAAGGCCUCCCCCCGCCUCCGCGAGGUCAUGGCUUCUCUGAUCCAGCAUAUCCACGACUUUGCCAGAGAGGUGGAGCUCACGACGGACGAGUGGAUGGCAGGCGUACAGCUCAUCAACGCGGCCGGGCAGAUGAGCAACGACAAGAGAAACGAGGGACAGCUGCUGUGCGACGUGAUUGGACUGGAGUCCCUGGUAGACGACAUCACCUUUUCUGCAGCCGCCAAGAAGACAAACGGGCUGACGGCGUCGGCCAUCCUUGGACCCUUUUGGAGACGAGACACGCCUCGACGGCAGAACGGAUCCACCAUCGCUCUCGACAUGCCCCCGGACGGACGGGCUGUCUACAUGCAUGGCAAGGUCAGCGAUGUGGACACGGGGAAGCCGCUGGUCAGCGCGUCCCUCGAUGUCUGGCAGGCCUCCACAAACGGCCUCUACGAGCAGCAAGACCCCGAGCAAAGGGAGUACAACCUCCGCGGCAUUUUCCAGACCGAUGCGCGCGGCAGGUACGCCUUCUACUGCCUGAAGCCGACGGCGUAUCCCGUGCCGACCGACGGUCCGGCAGGACAGCUUCUUCAGAAGAUGGACCGACAGGUUUUCCGUCCCGCGCACAUUCACCUCAUGGUCCAAGCCGACGGCUAUAAGCCGCUGACGACGCAGAUUUUCGACAAGUACUGCCAGUAUCUUGGCGAGGACUCGGUGUUUGCGGUCAAGGACGAGCUAAGCGUGGAAUUCGUGCCGCGAGAGGGGGAUUCGCAGGCUGGGCUGCAGCUGGAGUACAAUGUCACUCUAAAGAGGGCUGACGUGGAGGAAACAUAG